Macroventuria anomochaeta is the source of this 1178-nucleotide messenger RNA. RefSeq lists its product as uncharacterized. Bases 152 to 982 code for a protein of 276 amino acids. The record is from RefSeq and is a predicted model, not a curated record. Gene Ontology annotation, molecular function: protein heterodimerization activity. Gene Ontology annotation, cellular component: CHRAC; nucleus. Lineage: Eukaryota; Fungi; Ascomycota; Dothideomycetes; Pleosporales; Didymellaceae. The transcript is spliced from 2 exons.
ACCGACUGCAGCCCCAUUGCGCGACACGAACGCGUCAUUGGACACAACACCACUUUUUGGACAAUCACAGACACUCACAACCCCGCAAUCCACCUCGAACCUCUCGCUGCACUUCACUGCGACUGCUGCAGCUCCACCACACUCCAUCACGAUGCCCUACAACAACACCCCGAUCGCGCCCUCGAAAGAAGUUACAGGCCAUGUCUCCCUCCCACUCGCACGCGUCCAAAAAAUAAUCAAUGCCGACCCUGAGCGCCUCACCGUGACCAAAAAUGCCUCCUUCGCCAUCGCCCUCGCCACGGAAAUGAUGAUCCAGCACCUCGCUGUCACAACCCACAACGUCGUCAAAGCAGAGCGCAAGCCGCGCCGCAACAUCCAGUAUCGCGACGUCUCGGGCGCGGUGAGCAAGACGGAUAAUCUGGAGUUCCUGGUUGAUGUUGUGCCUAAGACGACGCAGUACGGUGUGUACAGGAGGAGGAAGGCGGCGGAGGAAGAGGUGGCGGCGAGGGAGCGGGCUCAGGAGGGCGAGGAGGUGGAUGUCAAAGGGAAAGGGAAGGCGGUCGAGGAGACGAGGAAGGUGGAGAGUGGGAAUGGUAUGACGCAGACGACGCUGCCUGGUAUACCCAUUGAGUCGGGGGCGGCACAGUCGUUGCUGGCUAGAGCUGGGGAAGGGACAACAACGACAACGACGAUGACGGCGACAGCUUCGACACUGCAGAACGGCACACAGCUCGAUCCGCUGGCGAGGAAAGAGCUCGUGCCGCCCGUGCUGAAAACGGAGGCUAUGGAUGUUGAUGGUGGGGCUGGCGAGGAAAGACCCGCGGAUAGCGAGGGCGAGGAGGAUCCAGCGGCUAUGCAGAUCGAGAUGGAGAUGCGCGGGCCCCUGCGUCAGAACGGAGAGGAAAAAGGGCAGGAGACUGUGAGUGCGGCGCCAACUGCAAGGGUGAGUUCGGGAGGGUUUACAGCGAUUAACGGCCGGUGAGAAACCGGAUGGGACUGCCGUGUACGGAUAAGGAGUUGGUUGACGAUCGGGGAAACAUUGCAUACGGAUAGGCGUUCGGGACGUUCAAUAUGGCAGGGCAAUAUAAAUGCCUCUGGUGGGAGGAUCAUAGUAGUCGCAAAGAUAGGCGGACAAUCCAAGAAACUCGAAUCCAAGAGACUCGAAUCUAAGAAACUCG